Molecule: messenger RNA, 6915 nt
Organism: Rhineura floridana
Lineage: Eukaryota; Metazoa; Chordata; Lepidosauria; Squamata; Rhineuridae
Product: aldehyde oxidase 3-like
Exons: 34
Coding region: 414-4277 (1287 amino acids)
Molecular function (GO): oxidoreductase activity; FAD binding; iron ion binding
Source: RefSeq, a predicted model, not a curated record
GUUUACUCCACACAGAGCUACCAUUCCUAGCACCUGUAACAAACUACAGCUCCCAUGAUUCUUUGGGGAAGUUGUGCUUUAAAUGUAUGCAGCCUAACACAAAAAUGUAGCUUAGGUCAGACGAGAUUUGUUUUGAUGUUUUUGAAGUAAUUAUGGCAGAGCUGGCUAGAGACAAAGAAGGACCUUUAAAAAGAGGGAAUCAAAAACAAAAAUACAAUUUAACCCUAAAGGCCAACAACAAAACACAAAUAAGAGAAAAAAGAACAAGGGAGAAGAGAAAGAGAAAGCACUCAAACCGAAAAAUUCUACAAGGGACAGCAUUUGUCUUCCUUAACCAUGUGCUGUAACUAUAAGUCUGCCUCACAGGAACUAAGUAUGGCUGUGGAAUUGGAGGCUGUGGAGCCUGCACUGUGAUGAUAUCUAUGUACAACUCAGACACCAAGAAGAUACGACAUUAUCCAGCCAACUCAUGUCUACUUCCAUUAUGUUCGUUGUAUGGUACUGCAGUUACUACCGUGGAAGGAGUUGGAACCACAAAAACUAAGCUUCAUCCCAUUCAGCAAAGGCUUGCAAAGUGCCACGGCUCCCAGUGUGGGUUCUGCACUCCCGGAAUGGUGAUGUCCAUGUAUUCCCUGUUAAGAAAUCACCCUGAACCUACCAUGGAGCAGAUAGCUGCAUCUCUGGAUGGUAAUUUGUGCCGUUGCACAGGAUACAGACCUAUAAUUGACAGUUUCAGUGCUUUCUCUCCGGAAUGCUGCCCUCUGGCCGGGAGUGGGAAAUGCUGCAUGGAUAAAGAGGAGAAGAAAGAGAAAGACAGUGAAAGAGAACAUCCGUCGUCAUGCUCGGGAGAGGGAAACCGGAUGUGUUCAGGACUAUGCAAGCCUGAAGAAUUCCAUCCCAUUGAUCCAACCCAGGAUUAUAUAUUUCCUCCUGAACUAAUGAGAGUGGCUGAAGAGAUCAAAGGAAGACCCCUGCUUUUCAAUGGAGAGAGAACUACAUGGAUUUCUCCUGCAUCUCUGCAAGAGCUUCUUAACCUGAAAGCUAACUACCCAAAUGCACCUCUUGUUGUAGGAAAUACAAGUGUAGGACUUGAUAUGAAGCUUCUUGGUGUUUAUCAUCCCCUUCUCCUUCAUCCUACUCGGAUUCCAGAUCUGCACGUUGCCAGAGUCGGAGACAAUGGGAUCGUGAUAGGUGCAGCAACCCAUUUUGCCCAGCUAAGGGACUUCUUAUUAGCCAUUAUCCCAGAAUUCCCAAUGGAAAAGACAAAGAUUUACCAUACUCUGUUGAAGCAACUGAGAACUCUUGCUGGAGAACAGAUUAGGAGUUUGGCGUCUUUAGGAGGACACAUUGUAAGCAGAGGAUCAACCUGGGAUUUGAACCCUGUCCUGGCAGCUGGGAAGGCUAUUCUCAAUUUGGCAUCAAUAGAUGGAACACGACAGAUUCCCCUGAAUGAUGAGUUCCUUGCAGGAUUGCCACAGGCAGACCUUUCACCAAGAGAGGUCAUAGUCUCUGUUUUUAUUCCAUUCUCAAAGAAAGAUGAAUUUGUGUCAGCAUUCCGUCAAGCUGAGCGCCGAAAAAAUGCAUUGUCAGUGACAAAUUCUGCUAUGAAAGUCCUUUUCCAACCAGGUACUGAUGUCAUAGAGGAUCUGGCUAUUUUAUAUGGUGGCAUUGGCCCUACAACAGUGAGUGCAAGAAAUACCUGUCAGCUGCUCAUUGGAAGAAACUGGAAUGAACAGAUGUUGAAUGAUGCUUGCAGGCUAAUUCUUGAAGAAAUCAUACUCUCCCCCUCAGCACCAGGUGGAAAAGUGGAAUACCGACGAACUCUGCUUGUCAGCUUCUUCUUCAGAUUUUACCUGGAAGUGCUACAAGGUUUAAAGAACAUGUACCCAUCCAUGUAUCCUGACUUGCCAAAGGAAUAUGCAAGUGUUUUAGGCGAGUUCCAUGACAAGCCACCUCAGGGCAUGCAAACAUACCAGGAUGUAGACCCUCAUCAGCCUCCUCAGGACCCAGUGGGGCGUCCCAUCAUGCUCCAGUCGGGUAUGAAACAUGCCACUGGUGAAGCGGUCUAUGUUGAUGACAUUGCUCCAGCAGAUGGCCAGCUCUACAUGGCUGUGGUAACCAGCACACGAGCCCAUGCAAGGAUUCUAUCCAUUGAUGUAUCAGAGGCUUUAGAAGAGCCAGGGGUAGUUGCUGUGGUAACAGCUGAUGAUAUUCCAGGGGAGAAUGGUGAUGGUAAAGAGAAAGUGUUUGCAGAAGAUGAGGUAAUAUACAUCGGUCACAUUAUCUGUGGUGUGGUUGCAGAAUCCUAUGAGUGUGCAAAGCGAGCCAGAGGAAAAGUGAAGAUAGAAUACCAAGAUCUGGAACUGAUUCUGACCAUUGAGGAGGCAAUUGAGCAUAAUUCAUUCUUUACAAAAGAAAAGAAAAUAGAAAAAGGAAAUGUUAAAGAAGCAUUUAAGACAGUUGAGAACAUCAUUGAAGGCAAAAUCCACAUUGGAGGGCAAGAACAUUUUUACCUGGAAACAGACAGUGUGUUUGUCAUUCCAAGAAAAGAGGAUAAUGAAAUGGAUAUAUAUGUGUCUACCCAGGAUACUUCAAAAGUACAGCAAUUAGUGGCUUCAGUGUUAGAUGUCCAGUCCAACAGGAUCAUGUGCCACACAAGACGAGUUGGUGGAGCUUUUGGGGGAAAGACUACAAAGCCUCCUUUUUUUUCAGCAGCCGCAGCAGUGGCUGCACGUAAAACUGGCUGUCCGGUCCGUUUUAUUCUGGAGCGAGAUGACGACAUGCUAAUACCUGGAGGGCGACAUCCUCUUUUGGGGAAAUACAAAGUGGGAUUCAUGAAUGAUGGCAAAAUCAAAGCUGUUGACCUUUUAUUCUACAUAAAUGGUGGGUGUACACCUGAUGAAUCAGAACUGGUGAUAGAUUACGUUGUGCUAAAAAGUUCUAAUGCAUAUGAUGUGCCCAACUUCCGAAGCUGUGGAUGGGCCUGCAAGACUAACUUGCCAUCAAACACUGCAUUUCGAGGAUUUGGAUUUCCACAGUCAGCCCUUUGUGCAGAAACGUGGGUGACAGCUGUAGCAGACCAGCUUGGCUUGCCACAUGACCAGGUCAGAGAGAUGAACAUGUACAAAAAAGUAAGCGAAACUCCCUUCAAAGAAGAGAUUGAUCCUAGAAAUCUUGUGGUGUGCUGGGAAAAAUGCCUGGAGAGGUCUGAUUACUACAAUAGGAGAAAAGAAGCAGAGGAAUUUAACAAGCAAAGCUACUGGAAGAAGAAAGGGAUUGCGAUCAUUCCCAUGAAGUUUUCAGUUGGAUUUAAUGCCACUCAUUAUCACCAGGCUGCAGCUCUGGUCCAUAUCUACCUUGAUGGGUCAGUGCUGGUAUCCCAUGGUGGAGUAGAAAUGGGUCAAGGAAUGUACACCAAGAUGUUACAGGUUGCUAGCCAUGAACUGAAGAUUCCAUUGUCUUACAUACACCCUUAUGAAAGAACUACAGUCACAAUACCUAAUGCAGUUGUUACUGCAGGAUCAGUUGGCUCUGAAGUCAAUGGGAAAGCAGUCCAGAAUGCCUGCCAAAUUCUCCGGAAGCGCCUAGAGCCAAUAAUUCAAAAAAAUCCUGAGGGCAAAUGGGAGGACUGGAUUAUGAAAGCUUACGAGGAAAGCAUCAAUCUCUCAGCUACGGGCUUCUUCAAAGGAUAUUUCGCCAAUAUGGACUGGGAGAAAGGAGAAGGCCAUGCAUUUCCGUACUUUGUUUUUGGUGCUGCUUGUUCUGAGGCUGAGAUUGACUGCCUGACAGGUGAUCAUAAGAACAUCCGAACAGACAUUGUCAUGGAUGCCUGUUUCAGCAUCAAUCCAGCUAUCGACAUAGGACAGAUUGAAGGUGGCUUUAUUCAGGGACUUGGACUUUAUACAAUGGAAGAAAUAAAAUUCUCCCCAGAAGGACAGCAGUACACGUUGGGUCCUGAUACAUAUAAAAUUCCUGCUGUCUGUGAUGUCCCAGAACAGUUUAGAGUCUACCUCCUGCCAAACUCAAGAAACCCAAUUGCACUUUACUCUUCCAAGGGUAUGGGGGAAGCUGGGGUAUUCUUGGCAUCCUCUGUGUUUUUUGCUAUAAGGGAUGCAGUGGCCGCUGCUCGGAAGGAAAGAGGAUUAUACGAUGUUUUCACACUGGACAGUCCACUAAACGUGGAAAAGAUUCGCAUGGCCUGUGCUGAUCACUUUACAGAGAUGAUUCCAAAGGACAAGCCUGGAACCUAUAAACCAUGGGCUAUUAACGUAGACUAAUGUUCUGGCUUUCCUCCAAAAGGUGUAAGGUUGUGAUUGCUUUUGUAUGUUGUUGUUGAUCUAUGAUUCCAAGCCUAAUCUGAUGAACAAUCACAGUCUAAUUACACACAAAAACACUGUUGGACAAAGAUAUUUUCAGCAGUACUACAAUUUUUUUAAAAAAAAUAUUUGUGCUAAGAAAAGAUAAAUCUUUCUGUGUUAUAUGGCUAUAUGCCUAGAAUAACUUGUGAAAUUCAGCAGAUGUACACUUGGACAUAGAAGGAGUACAAGGGAUAUGAAAAUAUAAUCCAAACUGUGAGAUUUAGCAAAUGUAUGUUUGUAUCUAUUGACUUAUAAAAUGCCAAAAACUGGUGGCUGACUACAGGACACAUACGUACAUUUCCACUAUCGAUUGAGCUGCAACAAUUGUCAUGGAAUUUUCUAACUGCUCAGAGUAAAUAAAUCAGAAAUAGAAUGCUGACAAAUAGUUGACCUUCUGCGGGGGAAAUAAAAGGUGAAAUUGGACGGAAUAAAAACAUAUAAUUCUUCCCAAGAAGAGAAGCCUGGUAACAUUAACUAGAAUAAGAGACAGGCACAGGGAUUCUUGGCAGACAGAAAUGAUUGGUACCAGAGAUUAGUUAAUGGGACCUGUGAGUCCCUUGAAGUCAACAGCAGCACCAUGUUUACUUUGUACCACAAAAUAUUUGGAGCAACAUGCAAGAUCAUUUGUGUUUCUUUGGAUAUUUUCGAAAGUCCAGAGCAAACUGAAGAUCCUACCCCUUUUCUUGAGAAGAGUUGUAGAGGGGCAAGAUUCUUGGGUUGGGCUUCUAGGAUCAGGCGAAUGUGGGCAUGGAGAGAAACCAAUUAGUAAAUGCUAGGGCAGAGAGGAAUGUGUUGAAGUAUUCAGUUGGUUCAUACAUUCUGUCCGUUGCCAGUUAAGACCAUCUCUUAGAUCUUGCCCUCGGACACUUAAAACAAUGGAGUCAACCUUGCCAGGAAAACCUCAACUUUUUCCUUGCUUAAGUAAGGUGCUUACUAAACAUUAUGGGCUCCUACUGGGAGGAAGGUUAGGAUAUAAAUCUAAUAAAAAAAAUGCUAACAAUUAACUCCUACAUGUCUACUGAGAAGUAAUUCUCAUUGAGUUCAAUGGGACUUACACGAACAUAUUUAAACAUUUACGCUCCAAUCCUGAUAGUAAAAUUAUUAUACUUAAAUAGCAAAUGGAUAAAGUGGGUCAUGCAACUACUAGGAAAAAGUGAAUGCAAUGACUAGAGAGAUUAAGGCUACAGUUCUAUACAUCCUUACACUGGAGUAAGUCCCAUUGAACAUAAUAGGAUGUACUGCUGCUUAGACAUGCAUAGGAUUAUGCUGCUUCAACACAUGGUCCUUGUCUCCCAGUAUUAUUUGGGGUUUCAUCUAUCCGUUAAGAACUGUGAUGGCCAGAUCCCCAUAUUCUCUGGGGCUACUUAAGAAAGACCUGUGUGCUCUGAGGGAAGACAGAAGUGAAGAAGCCCAGCCAGGGAGCUUGUGACAUUAGCUCCUGAAGUCACCGUUGCCUUACAGAAUAUUUCAUACCAUUUGUUUGUGUUAAUGUUUUAAACUGUACUGGAUGCCUUGGCCAAAAGGUGCUAUAUAAAUGCAAUCAAUCAAUCAAUCAGUCAAGAGUGGAAUGACUCCUACAUAUAAAUGAGCAUAGUGAUUGUUGGCUAUAAAUUCUGAGGGUGUGAUGGACUUGGAAAUUUACCUUUCUCCACCUUCAGGUAUGUAUUUUAUUGGGGGAUGUCUUUUUCUGGAAAUGGGAAAGAGCUGUCAACAGAAAGUGACAGGUACAAGCAAGGCAAGUGGAAAAGGGGAGUUUUAACUGUUACUUAACAACCUUGAUUUUUUUACAAUUAUGAGCAUGUGAUGAUUUCAAGGGAUUUAAAACAAAAGGAUUGCUAGCAAAACAAAAUGAGUUAACAUCUGUAUAUCCUUCAUAUAGACAAGCGUGUACUAUGUGGAACUGUAGUGGAGUGUUGUAUUUGUCACAUUGUAUUUCACCAAUAAAGACUGAAUAGGUUGGUAAUUAGUAAAGCCUUUUGUUAGAACCUUAGCCUUCUUCUCAAAUAUGGGUAUCAUAAUAUGGGGUGGUUAUAACUACCAGCUCUCAUUUCUCAGACGAAACAUCUCCCAUCCCUUAUUUUCACUGUGGACAUAACAUGUUAUCCAUUAAGAGAAUGUCACUAAAGUAUUGUCUAAGCCAUUCUCUCUUGGGGUCAGCCUUGCCAACUUGCAAUAUGAAAAUAACACUGGAUUACAGUACAGGGCAUAAAGAUAUAUUUUGCUGUAGAAACCGAAAACUGCCAUCAACAGAAAGAGACCAUGUGCAGCCAAGGUGGGUUGUGGGUUUGGGAGGGCAACUUUUACCUGCAAAGUAAAAGUAGCACUGGAUUACAUUGCAAGGUUGUUAUAAGCCAGCCUUGAACCUGAACAUACCAAGGGUUGGGCAUUGGAACCAUAAAAAUGGGCAAUUAACUGGUAAUGUAAUGGUCAAGUACUUUUAAAGCCUUAACUUUCAUAAUUUAUUGUCCUAGUGAUGCUCACCUUUGCUCUCAUGUUUUGAUAACAAAGAUGAUUGCAGGUUGAUGUAUAUUUACACUGAUAAAAACCUUGAAACUUU